AUGCCACUGCCGAUCGCCGGCUGGGCAGUGGCUGUGGCUGCCGUGAGCGCUGUGGUCACAUACCUGGCAGGAAAUACGCAGUUUGCCCCCGGCGCAUGCUCUCGCCUGGAGGCUCAUGCCGGCAGUUUCCUGGUGGGCCAGGACCUGGCACUCAGGCUGGCCACCGACGCCAUCUGCGACCAUCUGGACGACCCAAACCCUGCCCGUCCCCUGAUCCUCUCUGCUCAUGGGCCGCCGGGCGUCGGGAAGUCGCUGUUCCACCUCUUGGCAGCCCAGGCACUGUACAGCAAGAACCCCAGCGAAGCCAUGAAAUGCCCCGGCCACGACUGCGCUGGUUACAAGGUCAUGUACGGCAUGGACUACGUGGCCUCCGAGCGGGCCGAGCAGCAGGGCCUGUUGCGCUCCGCCCUCAUAGACCACGUGCGGCGCACACCCGAGGCCCUGAUCGUGGUGGAGGAGUACGACAAGCUGGACUGCGGCAUGCGCGGCUUCUUCCGCCAGUUCCUGGAGAACGGUGCGGUGGGGAACGUCACCCUUAAUAAGGCCAUCAUCCUGCUGGAGUCCAACCUGGGCUACCUGCAGCUGCUGGGCCUGCUCAAGGCCAGCCGGAGCAGGGCAGAGGUGACCGCGGAGCAGGCCCAGCGCGUGCUCAAGGACCUCAUCUUCGAGCGCUGGGAGCGGCAGGCGUGCGAGGACCGCACCGACACCCUGAAGAUGGUGGGCCUGGUCGACAUCUUCCUCCCUUUUUUCCCGCUGGAGGCCAGCCACCUGCGCGCCCUGUUCGAGGCCCGGCUCGAGCGCCGCAGCCAGGCCCUGGCCCAGGCGGGCGUGGGGCGGCUGGCGUGGGACGCGGCUGUCCUCGAUUUCCUGAUAUCCCAUGUGGAGUUCGACGGCGCGUACCCGCUGGAGGGUGCCAAGGAGGUGGCGGUGGUGCUGACCAAGACCGUGUCCCGCCCCGUGCGCCGUUGGGCUGAGGAGCAGCAGCGACGCCAGGCCCCGGCCUCGACAGGAAAAGGGGAGGGCACGGACGUCCCGCACUGCGCGCUGCAGGUGGUGAAGCCGCUGGGCCGACCCCGGCAGCUGGUCUGCGCCUGA
This is a messenger RNA of Auxenochlorella protothecoides, 1095 nucleotides long. RefSeq names its product Torsin-1A. The record is from RefSeq and is a predicted model, not a curated record. Gene Ontology annotation, molecular function: ATP hydrolysis activity; ATP binding. The coding region runs from base 1 to 1095 and encodes 364 amino acids. The transcript has 4 exons. NCBI's taxonomy places the organism in Eukaryota, Viridiplantae, Chlorophyta, Trebouxiophyceae, Chlorellales, Chlorellaceae.